AUGAGAGUAAAAGGAGAUCGGGCGACGGAAAAAUACAGAAGCAGCGGCAUCGACAUCGUUUUCAAUAUUUUCAACGAAUUGACCAAAGAAUCCGAUGAAGAAGAAAUGCAGGAGCAAGAGGAAAUUGAAGCAAUGAAAGAGUUUAGAAGAGAUUUGGCGGAUAAAAUUGAAGCAGCAGUGUAUCGAAAAAAUAAAAGUCUGGUUAAUAAAAAAUACCGCCGCCAGAUGCGUAAACUCGCUGUGAAAUUAAAAAAUGAGCCCGACUACGCUGUCAAAAUUCUCUCCGAAGAAAUCUCUCCAGAAGAUGUCGCCCAAGACUGCGUCGACAUAGAAAACGGUGCAGGCAAAAGACAGGCACUUAUUGAAAUUUAA
Oikopleura dioica is the source of this 372-nucleotide messenger RNA. NCBI's taxonomy places the organism in Eukaryota, Metazoa, Chordata, Appendicularia, Copelata, Oikopleuridae. The record is from the annotation of a GenBank genome assembly.